Monosiga brevicollis MX1 is the source of this 2175-nucleotide messenger RNA. RefSeq lists its product as uncharacterized. Gene Ontology annotation, molecular function: protein binding. Bases 1 to 2175 code for a protein of 724 amino acids. NCBI's taxonomy places the organism in Eukaryota, Choanoflagellata, Craspedida, Salpingoecidae. The transcript has 15 exons. The record is from RefSeq and is a predicted model, not a curated record.
AUGGCGCGGCCCAAGAACCCCAUGAUCACGCUGAACGACGGGCAUCAGCUGCUGGGGACCUCGGAAGACGACGCUCUGCCUCCGCAGCCGUCCCCUGCCACCGCCGCUGCACCGGCUUCACCCCCUCACGCUGCCAUCACCACCACCGGGGCUCGGGCAGCCUACGACCUUCUCACUGAAUCCCCACCCCCAUCUCCGGCUGGCAAUCGCCCGCGUUCCCACAGCGGGCCGCAAGUGCGCAAUGCCAGUGAAUCCCCGCCUCGCCGCCAAUCGGACUCGGCCCGCGCCUCGCUCCGCCGGCAACGCUCCAGCGCCUCGGAGAGCGACGUUCGCCUCCGCUCCUACUCCUUUGACCGCUCUGGCAGCGUUCCGCGCUUCUUGAGCGAUGUGACCUGCUACGACAUCAUGCCUCCCAGCGUCAAAAUGGUUGUCUUUGACAUUGACCUCAAGGUCAAAAAGGCAUUUUUCGCCUUGGUCCAAAACGGCAUUCGCAGCGCCCCACUAUGGGAUAGUCGCCGACAGCAGUUUGUGGGCAUGAUUACCGUCACGGACUUUAUCAAGAUUCUCCGCCGAUACUACGUGUCCCCGCAAACACAAAUGAUCGAACUGGAGGAGCAUCGCAUUCGCAGCUGGCGUGAAAUGUCACGACGCCACCGACCCGACGUCCUUGUCUGCGUUGACCCCAUGAUCAGCUUGCACACCGCUACAAGACUACUCCUGGAGGAGAAAAUUCAUCGCCUGCCCGUCAUCGACUCCCUCACAGGCAAUGCGCUAUCUGUCCUGACCCACAAGCGCAUCCUGCACUUUAUCCAUGCCAAUAUGCACAAUGAGCAUCGACCAUCCAUGCUGUCCAUCAAGCUAGGUGAUUUGAUGAUUGGCACCUACAAAAACAUUGCCACGCUCAAGCCCGAUGACCCGAUUAUCCGAGCGCUGGAGCUUUUCGUCGAGAAGCGCGUGUCGGCUCUUCCCGUUCUCAAUGCGGAGGGCCAAGUUACGGACAUUUAUGCCAAACACGACGUCAUCAACUUGGCCCGUGAAGGCACAUACGACAACCUCGACAUUAGCGUCAGCUCAGGCCUGCAACACCGACAGCAGGGCUUUGAGGGGGUCAAGACAUGCAAGCUGUCACAUAGUAUGGGCCAGAUUAUUGAUCGCAUCGUCAAUGCCAACGUCCACCGCCUCGUCGUGGGAUUUGUGCCUCUGCUGCUCAAGCACGUGAACUCAAACAUUGCUGCCGAAUUGACGGCCCAAUGCACCUGGGCUCUAGCCAACAUCGCGGGUGAUUGCGCUGAGUUUGCUCAAAAGAUGUUUGAACUUGGUGCCAUUGAUUGUGUCAUGGCCCUUCCCACCGAAGUACGCAAUGACCAGACCGUCCUUCCUACUUGCUUGUGGCUGCUCAACAACAUUCUCAUUCGCAAGCCCCCGCUUGAUGUCAGCAUGGUGUCAACGCUCAUUGACUUCUACGUGUCCCAUCUGGGACAGACCAAUCCGGACAACCUGCGUGACGCUUGUGCUGGCUUGUCGUACGUGACGGACGGCCCCAACGAACGGCUCGAGUUGAUGCUACAUGCCAACUGCACAGAUGUAUUGGCCGAGCUGCUCUCAAGCGAGGAUGCAAACACGGCCCGAUAUGCACUUCGCUGUUUUGGUAACCUCAUCUCUGGGCCCACCCACAUCACUCAGGUAGCCAUCAAUCUGGGUGUGCUCCGCCAUUUGGCGCGGCUUAUGGACCACUCGGCCGAUCACAUGCGUAAAGAGGUCGCGUGGAUCACCUCCAACAUCAUGGCGGGUUCCUUUGAGCAAAUUCAGGCCGCCCUGGAUUAUCAGUUGAUGGACAAGCUCAUCGAGAUGAUGAAGGAGGAGUCCAAUCCAGCCGUGUUGAAGGAGUGCGUUUUUGCCCUCAGCAACGCACUGUGUUGCCAGGCGCCGCGUCAACUAGAGGCGGCUGUCCAGCUGGGAUUGUUAUCGGCCUUGAGCCAACACGCGGCUUGUCACCCAGACGCCAAUCAAGCUGCACAGGAGGGUGUGGUCGCGGCAUACAAAACACUGCUACAACACAAGUCACGCUUCCUGGCCCGCUUCGUUGCCGAUCUUCGUGAAGCUCAAUUAGACGCGUACCUACCCGAGGACGCCACGCAGAAACCUGGCGUUGCGUUGCGGACGCUCUCGGACUAA